Messenger RNA from Caenorhabditis angaria, 3712 nucleotides. Lineage: Eukaryota; Metazoa; Nematoda; Chromadorea; Rhabditida; Rhabditidae. The record is from the annotation of a GenBank genome assembly.
AUGCCGAUACUACUCUUACUUUUCAUGAUUCUUAAAAAUUCUUGGCAAAACUGUAUUUGGCCAGAUGUUGAUGCAUUAUUCAUUUUGGAUUCAACAGAAUAUAUCACAUCCUUCCAACAUCAAUCAGAAGUUGAUUUUUUGCGAAAAGUUAUGGGAACAAUGAAAAUGGCAAACUCGCGUAUUGCUUUGGCUCAAUUCACACCUGGUGCAUCUAUUGGAAUGUCUUUGGCAAAUACAUCUUAUCCAGAAUCACGAAUCCAAGAAUUACAAUAUAUUCCAUGUGAAGAUAAUAAAUGUGAGCCAACAAGUAUUAAUUCAAUUGCUCGAGCUGCAAUGACAUCUUCAAAUCGAAAAGCAACGCCAGAUGUUAUUCUAGUCCUUUCAAAUAGUCAACAUCCAUUAGAAGAAGUUGUAAGAUUUCAUAGAUGUGUAAAUGAGUAUGCAAAUGUUUUUUUUUCAAUUUUCAGUUGCGCAACGAGCCAUUAAUUUCACCAGUCUCUCCACUUCAUGUUUUCUAUAUUGUGGUUGGGAAUCAAAUGAGAGUUUCAAGAUUUGAACCAUCUGCGCAUACAGUAGGAAUGAAAGUUAUUGAUUUUGAAUAUCUUCCCGAUUUGGUUCUUCCUUUAUGUCAAAGUGUUAAUGGUUAUGUAAAAGGUAUGGGGGUUACAGAUAUAAUUUGGGAUGGGGAUACAUGAAUCAAUCUGAAAAGUCUUAGCACUUCUGGGACUGUGAAACUAUCAAAGUUUUGUUUUUAGAAAAUCAAGAACGAUGAGUUUCUAGAAAAAUUAUUCUUUAUUACCUGUUUUUAAAAAUCUGAAUUUUGACAACUCCCGAACACUUUUUUUUCUCACCAAUAUUGGUGAAAAAUCCUUCGUUCAUUUUAUACACCAAUGAGCGUUGUCAAGGACCAUCGGAGGUUGCCAUGUGGGACCUGAAAAAAACACACAAACAAUUUUGAACUACUAUACGACAUUUAUUUUCUCUGCUGAAUGUUUGUAUGAGUAAAGUAAUUGCUGAUAUUUCUUGGUGGAAUUUUUUGAAUUGGAAUUCGACAAGUUGUCAUCGACAAAACGUUGAGCAGACAGCGUUUUGGACUGUUCCAUGUACCCGAUUCAUUUUUUUUUUCAAUUUUCUGAUUUGUUUUAAUUUUAGGCAAUACUUCUACCAAAUUUGGGCCACUUUGUUGGAUUAUCAUUGGUUCAAUUAUUCUGCUAGGUUUGAUAGUUUUGGCUUGUCUUGCUUAUUCAAUUUACAUUUAUCACGAAGAAAAUCGCAAAUUACGUGCGAAAAUCUACGAACUCGAGAGAAAUUUGAGAAAACAGAACGAAUAUUUCACAACACAAUUGCAUACACAAAUGCAGCAACAAAUAUCGAAUGGCGAAAAAUAUGCGGAGGAUUUGAGAAAACAACAAGAUCAAAUGAAAAUGCAAUUGGAUCGACAGUUGGAAGCAGCUUAUCAGCAUCAAGGAAAGGUAAAAUGAAUUAUGGAAUUGACUGGAAAUUUAGAUUUUUAGGCGCACUGCCUCCCCAAAUCUACGUGUGUGUGGAAAAACGAAAAAUGUCUGGCACGCUCUCGCGAACACACACUCUCUCGCACACAACUUUUUACUUUUAUUUCGCGAAAACAGUGCAUAUUAGGAGCUGAUUUUUAUGUGUUUUUCAUCGGAACCACAAUAUGUGUUAUACAUAGUUCGAAAGAGAAUUUCUUCGGCUACAAACACAUAUGAAAUGUUAUAAAUGAAACCGAGAUAAAAAAAUAAAAAUUUCAUGCAAACAUGACAUGGUUUUUUGAAUUGUGUGAAAAACGCAUGUGUUUUUUGAUGACCUGGCUUAUUUUUUGAAUAUCGAAUAUAUGUAUAAUCGAGUCGUAGUUUUGUUCAGAAUCUCAAGGGCUUUCAGAUGGUAUAAAUCAAUAUUUAUGAAAUUGUGAAAUCAUGGAGGAGUAGGGAUUUUUCAGUAGUCAAUUUUAAAACGAAAUUUUCAUUUUCAUUUGAAAGGAACUCGAAUGAAGUUUACAUACGUUUUGAAGAGAAUUUUCGGGCUUCAAAAUCAUAUAUAUUUCUAUACACAAUAAUGGAAAUUGAAAGCACCGCUUUCGGUUGAAAACUCACCGCUGUUUUUUGCAACGCUACUGAACGCGGUUUGUUUGUUUGGUGCAAACCCAACAAGUUUUCAACCGAAAGCGGUGCUUUCAAUUUCCAUUUUUGUGUAUAGAAAUAUAUAUGAUUUUGAAGCCCGAGAAAUUCUCUUCAAAACGAAUGUAAACUUCAUUCGAGUUCCUUUCAAAUGAAAAUGAAAAUUUCGUUUUAAAAAUUGACUACUGAAAAAUCCCUACUCCUCCAUGAUUUCACAAUUUCAUAAAUAUUGAUUUACAUCAUCUGAAAGCCCUUGAGAUUCUGAAAAAACUACGACUCGAUUAUACAUAUAUUCGAUAUUCAAAAAAUAAGCCAGGUCAUCAAAAAACACAUGCGUUUUUCACACAAUUCAAAAAAACCAUGUCAUGUUUGCAUGAAAUUUUUAUUUUUUAUCUCGGUUUCAUUUAUAACAUUUCAUAUGUGUUUGUAGCCGAAGAAAUUCUCUUUUCGAACUAUGUAUAACACAUAUUGUGGUUCCGAUGAAAAACACAUAAAAAUCAGCUCCUAAUAUGCACUGUUUUCGCGAAAUAAAAGUAAAAAGUUGUGUGCGAGAUAGUGUGUGUUUGCGAGAGCGUGCCAGACAUUUUUCGUUUUUCCACACACACACGUAGAUUUGGGGAGGCAGUGGGGCGAGAAGAGCCAAUAGUUUAUUUGAAAGAUUCUGGAGUUGAAACUUCGCCGAGAAUCGAAGAUGUGAAAGAAACUCAAACUGAUGUUUUGAUUCUUGAUGAUCGUGUUGAAGAAAACUUGGAAGAAGAAGAAGAAAAUGCUCCGGAAGAUCCAAGUGAAACAUCUUCUGGAACAUAUGAGAGUACUGAAAUGGAUGAGGAAGAAAUCAACAGAAAAACACAUUUGGCAUUAGAUCAUCCUGCAAGAAGACUUCCACCUGUUGAUUUGAUGUUUCUAGUUGAUACUUCGAGUAGCAUUGGUAUUAAUAAUUUUGAUAUUGUAAGUUUUGAUAGAGAAUUUAUAGAAUUGAAAAAAAAAUUGAUUUAUCAAUUUUUCAGCAAAAGAAUUUCAUCUGCGAGAUUUUGAAAGAUGUUGAUAUUGCGCCCGGAAGAUCAAGAGUUGCCAUGGUUCAAUAUGCGCAGGAUCCUUCAGUUGUUUUCAAUUUUGAUCAAUAUUAUUCGUAUCAAAGUGUUCGAAAAGGAGUUAUGAGAUUGUCAUAUACUGGAGGAGCAACAAGAUUAUCGAAAGCUUUGGCAUUUGUUGGUGGAUUGAUGUAUCACGAACAGAAUUUGAAAAAGGUUAUGAAAAAACACAAAUAUUUACCGACUCCAAAACAUGAUCGAAUUCAAAUGCUUUGUUUAGUUUCCGAUGGUUAUUCUGAUGAUGAUGCUGAUAAAGAAAGUAUUCUACUUCAUGAUCGACUUCAUAUCAAAAUAUUUGCAGUUGUCACAAGAAGUUUCAAUAAAGACAAAUUGAUUCCGAUAACUCGAUUUGAGGGAAGUGUAUUCACAGUUCAUCAGCGAGAAAGUGUUGCGAUUUGGAUGUGGAGACAGCAAAAAAUAUGGGCUGAACAUUAUAGCGAAUUUAUUGAAAAAGAGAAGCGGAGACAAAAUAGACGAGAUGUUUGA